Molecule: messenger RNA, 2253 nt
Organism: Physeter macrocephalus (sperm whale)
Lineage: Eukaryota; Metazoa; Chordata; Mammalia; Artiodactyla; Physeteridae
Gene: PRR15
Product: proline rich 15
Exons: 2
Coding region: 687-1076 (129 amino acids)
Source: RefSeq, a predicted model, not a curated record
UUUCUUCCCGCUGCCCCGGGGCUCUGGUUUCUAGAAUCACUUGGCGAAUAACCAGCAGGUGAGCAGAUGUCUUUCCCCGCGCGGAGGACCGUCGCGGUAGAGAGCUUCAGUGCAUCAGAGUGAGCCCCUGAGAUCCCAUCUCCCUGCGGCUCCCGGGCGGCGCUAUCAGGGAAAGGGGACGCGCCGGAGAGUGAAAGGCUACUAGGCGGGAGAGCCUGCCUGCCCAUUCACCUGGGGCAGUGAAGCCUGGCACCCACUCGGAGGAGCGGCCUCCGGUCGGAGCCAACCGUACUUCGAGCUCCGGGCUACUGCCGUCGCUGAGCCAGGAAGCUGGAGGAGCCAGGGGAGACCAGCAACAGCAAUCGGCUUAGCUGGACUGCGGCGAUUUCGGCUAGCACACCUUCCAGAAAGAAACCCGACCUCUCCAAGACCGCGCAGAGGGACGCCGCGCCCCGACCUUCAGAUUAACCCAAGCGCACCCCCUCCUGACUCUGCGCGGGAAGAGAGGCGCGGAGCCGCGGGGUCCUGGGAAGCCUGAGCAGCACAAGCCUCUGCUUCGGCGGCUCCCAGCCCGCAGCCCGCUAGCGAGAAGCCGGGGCAGGGCCGAGGUGCACGAGAGAGGCGCCGCUGCCGCUGAGGCCCUUCCCCGCUCGCCGCGCCCCCCCCGCCACUUGGCCCCGCUGGCCAUGGCCGACGGCGGCGGCACGGGCAGCUCGGGCUCCUGGUGGAGUUCGCUAAAGAACAGCAGGAAGAAAAGCAAGGACGCCGCGGGGGGUGCGAAGCCUCCCGCUCAGCCUGACCCCGGGGAACCCGCGGCGCCCGCUCCGCCUGGCCCCGACUGGACUAGCAGUUCCCGGGAGAAUCAGCAUCCCAAUCUCCUCGGGGGCGCCGGCGAGCCCCACAAGCCAGACAAGUUGGGCGGGGAGAAAUCGGGCAACAGCCGCCGAAACUUGAAGAUCUCGCGCUCGGGCCGCUUUAAGGAGAAGAGGAAAGUGCGCGCCACUCUGCUCCCCGAGGGAGUCAGGUCCUCGGAGGAGGCGAGCUUCUCUGGUGACCCGCACGACGACAAGCAGUAGCCCGAGGGCUCCGGGACUCUCUUCGCACCACGCCUCCCCAACCCCCAGGUCUAAACCCGAGAAUUCUGCCCCGCCCCUGUACUUGGAGUCUCAUCCCACCAAAUUCAGAAUAUUCGCACAAGGCCUCCAGACUUUAUUUUCCUGGAAAUUGACGUGACAAUUGAGUGUUCCGUAUAUCACGACUCAAGGAUGCAUUAAAUAUUUAUUCGUGGUAAGAGAAGAUACCGCAGAGGAAGUUGGCACAAUUUUUUUUCAAAAAACUUCAGUGGCCUCCUUUGCGUCGCCCGUGGGAGUGAGAAGGGUACUUUUGUAAGAGACCUUAGCUCAACUGGAAUUGCGCAGCCCUCCACUAAGGACGGCAUGCUCUGAUUCCGAACUUGCUAUUGGAAAGCAAAUCACACUGCUAUCUUUAAUGCCUGAGAAAUGCACUUUAGGAGUACUUCUGUAGACAUACCUUAAGUGAAGGGAUGGGACAGAGCAGGAAGCAUUCUUAAGUAGAAGCAUUUUAAGUAAGGCAGGAUUGCUUUUAAUGUUGAACUGCAAAACUGUACUGCCUGUUUUAGCGUGGACCAUUAAAACUGUUGCACUGUAAGACUUCAGGUGACUUUUGUAUUUUUUUUUCCAUUGCAAGACUGAAGCUCAUCAUACUGAAAAGCAGGCAUGCAAAAUCCAGGGUGACAGAGUUAAUCAUUUGCCACAUAACCUGACAGUUCCUCUUGAAAAGCUGCAGGGAGGAGAACAUGUCUACAGACUACCAACACCCAGAUAGGAACCAGCUAGCUGGAUAUCCCUAUUUACAAACCAAAUUCGAGGAAGAGAGGGAGAGGUACCAAUUCAUUAUUCCUAAGUUUUCUUUUUUUCUUCAGUGCAUCUUCAUAGAGUAAGUCACAAUGCUAAUAAUAACUCUUUCUGUAUUCAUUAUUAACCUGACUCAGAAUUGUCUAAAAAUACUUAUUCAAACAGGUGGACUGAACUCUCAGUUUGUGCAAGGCUGGCUUUUUUCCCACCCUCUUUGCUUCAAAAGCUAAUUUCUUUAGUCUGACGUAUGCAUUUAUCUAGGUGCAAGGCCUUAAAGAUCUACCAACCUGUAGAUUUUUAACAAAAAUCUACCUGUUUGCUUUUGUUAUGAACUUCAAGUAAAAGAGUAAAUCGGUACUGAAAUCACUUGCUUACAGCA